AUUGGGGAGUUUACAUCAUCUAGCAUAAAAUUGUUUUACAAAAUAUUCACUUAACAAAAACCAAUUUUUUUAAAAGUUCAGAAGAAAAAGGAGAGAAAAAAAAGAAGGAAAGAAGAAACAUAGAAAAGGAGAAGUUUGUAACCCUAACUCCCGAAAUUCCAAUCUGUAGAAUAGGGGAAUUAAUCACUCUACAUAUUACAGAUUUCAUUCCAUUAUCUAAAAAGUUUGAUCUCGAAUUUCGUAUUUCCUGCAUCAAUUCAAGUUACUUCUCGAGGAAAGAAAUUGAAGCAUUUUUUCGACGAUUGAGGUUUGUUUAGGACCAAUCUUACUAUAUAUAUUAUACUUGGCAGAGUAAGCUUUCAUCUUUCGAAUCAUAAAGCACUGGUGUCUGCAUAUUGCUACAAACCCAAUUAUUGAAUUAUGGCAGAUGGAAUAUCAAGCUUUUGGGGUCCUGUUACAUCUACCAUCGAGUGUUGUGAGCAGAACUAUGUUUACUCAUCUUAUAUUGCAGAGUUCUUCAACACCAUUUCAAAUGUUCCGGGCAUCAUUUUGGCACUUUUCGGUCUCAUAAAUGCCCUCAGACAACGCUUCGAGAAGAGGUUCAGUUUCCUUCACAUAUCCAACAUGGCAUUGGCUAUUGGUAACAUGCUGUAUCAUGCUACGCUGCAACGUGUGCAUCAACAUAGUGAUGAAACACCAAUGGUUUGGGAAAUGCUGCUUUAUCUCUACAUACUUUACUCACCAGAUUGGCACUACAAGAGCACAAUGCCAACAUUCAUCUUUUUCUAUGGUGCUGCAUUUGGUCUUCUUCAUCAUCUAGUAGGUCUUGAUAUAUGCUUUAAGUUGCAUUAUAUGCUACUCUGUCUUCUUUGCAUCCCUCGAAUGUACAAGUAUUACAUCCACACCAGUAAUGUCUACGCCAAGGGGCUGGCAAAGUUGUACUUGGUGACACUACUCCUGGGGAGCCUUUGUUGGUUUGUGGAUCGUGAGUUCUGCAUGAAAUUUUCUAGCUGGGAUUUCAACCCGCAGGGUCAUGCUUUCUGGCACGUCUUCAUGGGGUUCAACUCAUAUUUUGCAAAUAUAUUCUUAAUGUUCUGUCGCGCACAGCAACUGGGAUGGGAUCCAAAAGUUUCUUGUUUCAUGGGGGUCCUCCCUUAUGUGAAAAUCCACAAACCCAAGACUCAGUGAAAACAAGCUGUGGAGUGAACAAUAGUUUUAAUUAUAGUUGUGUGGCUUUAGCUUCUUUGGAGACGUUUCAAUUAAUUUUUUUUAGGUGUGUUCUCAAUGGAUGUAAAUGAUAUUUUGGUUUUUCGUUGAGUAAAAUGUAAAACCCUAGUGCAUGGUCACGUGUACCAUAUUAACUUAUUCCUUAGUAACAGGCAAUUUUGGAAUUACAAACUAGUUUUUUCUA
This is a messenger RNA of Beta vulgaris subsp. vulgaris (sugar beet), 1411 nucleotides long. Its product is annotated as alkaline ceramidase. Gene Ontology annotation, molecular function: hydrolase activity, acting on carbon-nitrogen (but not peptide) bonds, in linear amides. The record is from RefSeq and is a predicted model, not a curated record. NCBI's taxonomy places the organism in Eukaryota, Viridiplantae, Streptophyta, Magnoliopsida, Caryophyllales, Amaranthaceae. The transcript is spliced from 3 exons. Bases 421 to 1188 code for a protein of 255 amino acids. Gene Ontology annotation, cellular component: membrane. Gene Ontology annotation, biological process: defense response to other organism; autophagy; response to salt stress.